Molecule: messenger RNA, 911 nt
Organism: Scaptodrosophila lebanonensis
Lineage: Eukaryota; Metazoa; Arthropoda; Insecta; Diptera; Drosophilidae
Product: soluble NSF attachment protein 29-like
Exons: 1
Coding region: 38-805 (255 amino acids)
Biological process (GO): exocytosis; synaptic vesicle fusion to presynaptic active zone membrane; synaptic vesicle priming
Cellular component (GO): SNARE complex; plasma membrane
Molecular function (GO): syntaxin binding; SNAP receptor activity
Source: RefSeq, a predicted model, not a curated record
UAAAGCACAAAAAUAAAAACAUCCAGCCUCUGAAGGUAUGGCGACAAAUGAUUUAGGGUCGGCUAACAAUCACUUGGACAAUUUGUUUCCCGAAGUCGAAGAUGACAUUUUUUUAAGAAACUCUCAAAAAUUUGCAAAAGCCAACGAUGAAAUGGAUAAAAAACGUUGUAUGUCAACUACUAGACAGGAUAUAGAUAAGAAACGCAGACAAUUCGAGCAGCAUGCUUUGGAUUCAACAGAACGUUGCUUGGGUCUGCUCUCCGAAGCCGAGGAGGUAGGUGCAGGAACUGCCGUGGAGCUGACUAGACAGCACGAGCAGCUACAGAAAACGUACGUUCAUUUGGAUGAAACCAAUUCGACAUUACGCACCAGUCAAAGAUAUUUAACGGGACUGAAAAGUUGUAUUGGUGGGCUCAAAAACUAUUUCUCAAGGAAUAAUAGCAUUAUUCCAGCCAGGGACUCUAAUGCCUCUCAGAUGGCUAAGCCAAGUACCAAUGCGGAAAUAGUUUCAAUGACAUCGAAAAAACUGUGCGAUAAUCCUCCGUUAAGCAGAAUAGUUAACGAUCGUAGUGCUUCCCAGCAUCGUCCUAUACAGCGGGAAGAAAAUGAUUUCGAGUCACGACUAGAGUCGAAUCUCGGAAAUAUGUUGGACAGCGUGACGCGUUUAAAAGUCUUGGCCACAGAUAUGGGCACCGAAAUUGAAUUGCAUAAUGAUUUGAUCGACAAAAUAAACGAUAAAAUCGAGGAUGUGGACACAAUAAUGACUAAACAAAAUAAACAAAUAACUUUACUGCUGAAGAAAUAAAUUUAGGCUAAACUAUUUUUUAUGAAAAAUUGAUUUUUCCUUAUGAUAAUUUAAUUUGUUAUAAAAUAAACAUUCAAUAAAUUAAAUGUUUUGGAUUUCACGCUCA